UUGCUUUUGCCUGCUGGACUGCGCUCAUUUGUCGAUUGGUCGGGCCUGUGCGGAAGCGUGUUCGUCAGUAAACAUGGCAGCCACCCAGGGCACGAACCCGUCCCAGCUGCUCCCACUCGAGCUUGUGGACAAAUGCAUCGGCUCUCGAAUUCACAUCGUCAUGAAAACAGACAAAGAAAUCGUCGGAACCUUGUUAGGUUUUGAUGAUUUUGUCAACAUGGUGCUGGAGGAUGUGACAGAAUUUGAAAUCACACCGGAAGGCAGGAGGAUAACAAAGCUGGAUCAGAUCCUCCUGAAUGGAAACAACAUCACCAUGCUCAUCCCAGGUGGAGAAGGCCCAGACGUGUAGAUGUCAAGUUUUCUAAAUGUACAUACAUCUUUGGUUGUUCUGGAUUGAUGUUAGUUUGCGGAUUUCUCUUACUGGACAUUUUGUUUUUAAUAUUUUUUAGUUUUGAUUCUUUAAGGUUUGAAUGAAUCACGUCAAGGACAGAAAAGCUCUUUUUGUUAUAAAUAAACCAGAUGAUUAAACACA
This is a messenger RNA of Oryzias latipes (Japanese medaka), 532 nucleotides long. It is a transcript of the gene lsm5, whose product is annotated as LSM5 homolog, U6 small nuclear RNA and mRNA degradation associated. Gene Ontology annotation, biological process: mRNA splicing, via spliceosome. The record is from RefSeq and is a predicted model, not a curated record. Gene Ontology annotation, molecular function: RNA binding. NCBI's taxonomy places the organism in Eukaryota, Metazoa, Chordata, Actinopteri, Beloniformes, Adrianichthyidae. Gene Ontology annotation, cellular component: Lsm1-7-Pat1 complex; U6 snRNP; U4/U6 x U5 tri-snRNP complex.